This is a messenger RNA of Myxocyprinus asiaticus (Chinese sucker), 6865 nucleotides long. Its product is annotated as segment polarity protein dishevelled homolog DVL-2-like. Bases 249 to 2525 code for a protein of 758 amino acids. Gene Ontology annotation, molecular function: frizzled binding. The transcript is spliced from 15 exons. Gene Ontology annotation, biological process: canonical Wnt signaling pathway; intracellular signal transduction. NCBI's taxonomy places the organism in Eukaryota, Metazoa, Chordata, Actinopteri, Cypriniformes, Catostomidae. Gene Ontology annotation, cellular component: cytosol. The record is from RefSeq and is a predicted model, not a curated record.
GCUCGCUGGAAAAGUUUGGGAACACUGUGAAUGUAUGAAUCCAUGGGGGAUUUAACAGCAACAAAAGGAGAACAACAAGAAUACAGUUUAUGCUGCAGUUAGUGUAAUCUUUUACAGCGGACGUUAAAAAAUGAUCGUAAAGGACACGGAAAGAUCGUUUGUGCCCUAGAAUCUAGUUUGUGUCAUCCACUAAUCCGCCUGGAAAGUUAGUUUAGUCGGAGCGAAGGAGAAAAAAAACUCCCGAGGAAAUGGCGGAAACCAAAAUAAUCUAUCAUAUCGACGAGGAGGAGACGCCGUACCUGGUGAAGAUCCCCAUCUCCUCGGAGGAGAUCACACUGUUGGACUUCAAACAAGUCCUUAAUAAACCCAACUAUAAGUUCUUCUUCAAGUCCAUGGAUCAGGACUUCGGAGUGGUGAAAGAAGAGAUAUCAGACGACUCGGCAAAGCUCCCCUGCUUUAAUGGAAGAGUGGUGUCAUGGUUGGUGUCUUCAGAAAGCAUUGCAGUAGAAGUGGCAGCACCUCCAGCCCCGGUUGCAGAAGUCCGACCAGAACCCUCGCCCCCUCCGCCUCCUCUUCCUCCUCCACCUGCAGAGCGGCCGGGCGGCAUCGGAGACUCGAGACCCCCUUCCUUUCAUCCUAAUGUGGCCAGUAGUGUGGAGACUCUGGACGAGACAACAGAAACCGAAUCGGUUCUGUCAUUCAGGAGAGAGAGACCCAGACGCAGAGAGAGCUUGGAGCAGCACGGGGCACGUGUGAAUGGUCAGACACGGUUAGAACGCCACCUGGCAGGUUAUGAAAGCUCCUCUACCAUGAUGAGCAGUGAACUGGACACCACCAGCUUCUGUGACUCAGAUGAUGAUGACACCAUGAGCAGGUUUAGUUGUUCUACAGAACAGAGUACGGCCUCCAGAUUGUUGAAGAGACACCGCAGACGCAGGAAACAGCGCCCUCCCAGACUAGAACGGGCAUCAUCAUUCAGCAGUGUGACUGAUUCCACAAUGUCCCUCAACAUCAUCACUGUCACACUCAACAUGGAGAAGUAUAAUUUCUUGGGCAUCAGUAUUGUGGGUCAGAGUAAUGAGCGGGGUGACGGAGGCAUCUACAUCGGCUCUAUUAUGAAGGGUGGAGCUGUGGCUGCAGAUGGGAGAAUAGAGCCUGGAGACAUGCUACUGCAGGUGAAUGAUAUAAACUUUGAGAACAUGAGUAAUGAUGAUGCUGUGAAGGUUCUGAGAGACAUUGUACACAAACCUGGACCCAUCAUUCUGACAGUGGCAAAGUGUUGGGACCCGUCACCCCAAGGAUACUUCACACUGCCCCGCAGUCAGUCUUCAUUUUACUAUGAGCCGAUUCGACCCAUUGACCCUGCAGUGUGGGUGAGUCACUCUGUGGCCAUGAGUGGUGGAGCGUACCCUCCCUACCCACCCAGCACCAUCACAUCCAGCUCAUCUGUAACAGAGACAGAGAGAUUUGAUGAGUUCUCGCUCUCCCUGCGCUCUGACAUGGCAUCGGUUGCUAAAGCCAUGGCCUCUCCUGACUCUGGUCUGGAAGUCAGAGACAGAAUGUGGCUGAAGAUCACCAUCCCCAAUGCAUUCCUGGGUUCUGAUGUGGUUGAGUGGCUUUAUCACCACAUCGAGGGCUUCCAGGACAGACGAGAGGCUCGUAAAUAUGCCAGCAACCUCCUGAAAGCUGGCUUUAUCAGACACACAGUCAACAAGAUCACCUUCUCAGAGCAGUGCUACUAUGUGUUUGGAGACUUCAGCGACUGUGAAAACUAUAUGGCAAACCUCUCUCUGAAUGAUAAUGAUGGUUCCAGUGGAGCAUCUGACCAGGACACUCUGGCACCAUUGCCCUUGCCAGGGGCCACACCCUGGCCCUUGAUGCACACCUUCCCUUACCAGUACCCACAGCCCUACCCCAGCCAGCCCCCUCCCUACCAUGAGCUCUCCAGCUAUAGCUACACACCAGGAAGUGCUGGUAGUCAACACAGUGAAGGAAGUCAUAGCAGUGGUUCAACGCGUAGUGAGGGCGAGCGAAGGCGGGGCAGUAAAGGAGGCAGCAGCACCAGCGGUCGAGAUGAAAAAUCCCCCGUAGGAGGUGGUGGAGCUGACUCCCGUUCUGGCAGCGGCAGUGAAUCGGAAUACUCUGUCCGCAGCAGCCGGAGGCGGGAGCACGGUUCCGCCACACCCAGCGAGCACAGCCUCAGUCUGAGCCAGCGGUCGCAUCACAGAGUUCCGCCCACCCACCUGGCUACAUAUCCCCCAGGUAUCCCCAUCUCCUACAACCCCAUGAUGGUCAUGAUGGUUCCACAGCACCCCCACCCUCAUCCGGGCCUGGGCGGCCCCAUUCCCACCCUGCCCACUGCGGCCGCUCUUCAUGCCCUGCCUCCCUCUUCAACACCUGGCGGACCACCUGGAGCUCCUCCCACCAGGGAUCUGGGAUCCGUUCCUCCUGAGCUCACCGCAUCCAGACAGUCCUUUCAUCUGGCCAUGGGCAACCCCAGCGAGUUCUUUGUGGAUGUUAUGUAGUGGGAUGAAGGCGAGGAAUGUGGUUGAAAUGUGAAAUUAUUGGCAUAGUUUGCCUGUAAUGAAAAGUCUGUCAUUAUUUACACACCCUCAAGUUGUUCCAAACCCGUAUGACUUUGUUUUGUGGUGGAACACAAAUGGAGAUGUUUCCAUUGUAUGGAAAAAAGAUGCAAUGAAAGUGAAUUUUGACUGAGGGUCUCAUUCUGCCUAACAUCCACUUUUAUGUUGCUUGGAAUAAAGAAAUGAUGACAGAAUUUUCAUUUUUUUGGCGAACUAUCAUUUUAAUUGACUGUGCCGACAACAAAGAGAGCAAAAAGCCAAAACAAGUCAAGUGUCUCGUGGGUUUUCAAAGGAGUUGGUCUAAUUUCAAGAGGACGCUUUUUUAAAUGUUUGUUUUUGAAAACUAAACACAGCCAUUUUCUUUUUGCUUGUCCCAUGAUUAAUUUUUUCCACUCUUUUUGACUCUUGUGUGUACGGUACUUUUACAAAUAAGCAUUCACCGGUACUGCUAACAUUGCAACUUGAGUAUGCUACCAAUGACGUGAAUGUUGUGCUUUCGUAAUACGAAUGGAACAGAGAUUUUGUUUGUUCUAAAUUUGGACAAAUACAAGGCACAGUAGAGGUACGGUGAUAGGAACUACCCCUUUUUCUGUCUAGUUGUUCAAAGCAAAUCUGCAUAUGCAUAAUGUUAAUGAAAUCUUCCUCAUCACUGUACACGCAUGUAUGUAAUGCACAAUAGUAAUAUGCAUGUGGUGAUGUGCAAUGUAGAUUGCCAUUUUCAGUUGAACACAUUGAAAAGUUGAAUGCAACAAGUACUGCAACGUGUUUACGAAAGUACACAAUGAAAUUUUCGAGUGACCACACAAAGCAAACAAAUCAGUUUUAGAGUAGUGAUACAGUUUGUUAUUUACUCACAGGUUGUUCAAACAGGGUGUUUAAAGGAAUAUUUCACCCAAAAAUGACAAUUCUCUCAUCAUUUAUUCACCCUCAUGCCAUCCCAGAUGUGAAUGACUUUCUUUCUUUUGCAGAACACAAAUGAAGAUUUUUAGAAGAAUAUCUCAGCUCUGUAGGUCCAUAUAAUGCAAGUGAAUGGUGAUCAGACCUUUGUAGCUCCAAAAAUCACAUAAAAGAAACAUAAAAGUAAUCCAUAAUACUCCAUUGGUUUAAUCCAUGUCUUCUGAAGCGAUAUGAUAGGUGUGGGUGAGAAACAGAUAAAUAUUUAAGUCCUUUUUUUUUUUUUUACUAUAAAUCUGCACUUUCACUUCCACAAUCUUGCGCUUCGCAUUCUUUGUGUAUAUCGCCACCUACUGGUCGGGGCAGGUCAAAGGUGGAGAUACAUAGAUUUAUAGUAUGCAUUGUAUGGACCUACAGAGCUGAGAUAUUCUUCUAAAAAUCUUUGUUUGUUUUCUGCAGAAGAAAAAAGUCAUACACAUCUGGGAUGGCAUGGUGGUGAGUAAAUGAUGACAGAAUUUUCAUUUUUGGAUGUACUUUCCCUUUAAUGAUACAUUAUUUUAUUGAAUAGAAGAUCAUUUUCAUCUUUGUCUGAGAUUUUUGGAUUAAGAGUGUUGCCAUAGUGUGUAUAGACUGUAGUUAAAUCUUAAACCCUGACCUAGAGUCUUUAGAUCAGGAUUAUUUCUAAGGCACUGACGUUUUUUUUUUUUUUUUUUCUGUUUUAGUUUUGAAGCUUUGUUUUGAGAUUAUGUUAAAUCACACAGCUGGUAAAAUAAUGAUAUUAUAUCAUAUAUUAGCUUUGAAUUUUUAAAUUCCACCAUUUUACUUUUAGCAUGUUGCAUUUUUUCCCUACAUGUUUGUGAAUAUGUUAUAUUGGCUGUUUUGCUCAAAACUGAAGCGUGUACGUUUAGCCAUAUUGGAAAUAGUGGACACUCUUCAGGGUGUUUAUUGUUCAGGAAUAUGAAUUCUGCCGCUGGAUAAACUAGAUCCAAGUCUAGUUUUAAACUUUGUAUUGUCCUUUGAGUCUCUUGAGACUGGACGGUCAGCUGUUUCUCCUUGUACAACACGUUUCUAUGAGCAUGUCUCUGAAUUUCUUUCUCAGUUGCUCACAUUUUUUGUUUAGUACGUGUUUUAGAUUAAUAGACCUGUUUGGCUGAUCUGAGACCAGUUUUGUGGGUUUUUAUUAUGAUGGUUGGAGUUUGGGAAGGUAGGCCUGGUGUUAGAUUAGUAUGAGAAGGUAACUUGGAGCCAAAUGCCUCAGCUGGAACACAUCAACUGACAUUUUUGUACUAUUAAAAGAAUGGGGCGAAUUUCGAUUUAACAUGCAAGCUACUUAAUGAUCCAGGUUUAAGGAGCAGUUAGUUGUUUCUUUUUAAUUGAGUGGUAUGCUUUGUGAUGAGCCAAAGGCUAAACUCAUAUAUAUAUAUAUAUAUAUAUAUAUAUAUAUAUAUAUAUAUAUAUAUAUAUAUAUUAUUAGUUGAAGUCAGAAGUUUACAUACACAUUAGCCAAAUACAUUUAAACUCAGUUUUUCACAAUUUCUGACAUUUAAUCAUAGAAAACAUUUCCUGUCUUAGGUCAGUUAGGAUCACUACUUUAUUUUAAGAAUGUGAAAUGUCAGAAUAAUAGUAGAGAGAAUGAUUUAUUUCAGCUUUCAUCACUUUCCCAGUGGGUCAGAAGUUUACAUACACUUUGUUAGUAUUUGGUAGCAUUGCCUUUAUAUUGUUUAACUUGGGUCAAACUUUUUGGGUAGCCUUCCACAAGCUUCUCACAAUAAGUUGCUGGAAUUUUGGCUCAUUCCUCCAGACAGAACUGGUGUGACUGAGUCAGGUUUGUAGGCCUUCUUACUCGCACACGCUUUUUCAGUUCUGCCCACAAAUUUUCUAUCGGAUUGAGGUCAGGGCUUUGUGAUGGCCACUCCAAUACCUUGACUUUGUUGUCCUUAAGCCAUUGUGCCACAACUUUGGAGGUAUGCUUGGGGUCAUUGUCCAUUUGGAGGACCCAUUUGUGACCCUUUCUGGCUGAUGUCUAGAAAUGUUGCUUCAAUAUACCCACAUAAUUUUCCUUCCUCAUGAUGCCAUCUGUUUUGUGAAGUGCACCAGUCCCUCCUGCAGCAAAGCACCCCCACAACAUGAUUGUGCCACCCCCAUGCAUCACGGUUGGGAUGGUGUUCUUCAGCUUGCAAGCCUCACCCUUUUUCCUCCAAACAUAACAAUGGUCAUUAUGGCCAAACAGUUACAUUUUUGUUUCAUUAGACCAGAGGACAUUUCCCCAAAAAGAUCUUUGUCCCCAUGUGCACUUGCAAACUGUAGUCUGGCUUUUUUAUGGUGGUUUUGGAGCAGUGGAAUUUUCCUUGCUGAGCAGCCUUUCAGGUUAUAUCGAUAUAGGACUCGUUUUACUGUGGAUAUAGAUAUUUGUCUACCUGUUUCCUCUAGCAUCUUCACAAGGUCCUUUGCUGUUGUUCUGGGAUUGAUUUGCACUUUUCGCACCAAACUACAUUCAUCUCUAGGAGACAGAAUACGUCUCCUUCUUGAGCGGUAUGAUGGCUGUUUGGUCCCAUGGUGUUUAUACUUGCGUACUAUUGUUUGUACAGAUGAACGUGGUACCUUCAGGCAUUUGGAAAUUGCUCCCAAGGAUGGCUGAUUUCUUUUGAUUUUCCCAUGAUGUCAAGCAAAGAGGCACUGAGUUUGAAGGUAGGCCUUAAAAUAUAUCCACAGGUACACCUCCAAUUAAGUACACCUCCUAUCAGAAGCUAACUGGCUAUUUGUCUAAAGGCUUGACAUCAUUUUCUGGAAUUUUCCAAGCUGCUUAAAGGCACAGUUAACUUAGUGUAUGUAAACUUCUGACCCACUGGAAUUGUGAUAUAGUCAAAUAAAAGUUAAAUAAUAUUUGUUUGUAAACAAUUGUUGUAAAAAUUUCUUGUGUCAUGCACAAAGUAGUCCUAAACGACUUGCCAAAACUGUAGUUUGCUAAUAUUAAAUCUGGAGUGGAGUGGUUAAAAAAUUCAUUUUAAUGACUUCAACCUAAAUGUAUGAAAACUUCUGACUUCAACUCUGUGUGUGUGUGUGUGUGUGUGUGUAUAUAUAUAUAUAUAUAUAUAUAUAUAUAUAUAUAUAUAUAUAUAUAUAUAUAUAUAUAUAUAUAUAUAUAUAAACUUACAAUCUUCUCCUGGCAAUCAUGGAUCAUGAUUACACUCCUAGGACUGGUAGAUUGUAUUAAUGGGAGCUAAUGUACAAACAGGAAUCAUUGUAAUGAUGACUGUAGGUUUAUAAUAUAGGUUUAUACUGUAGACCUGACAUUGACGCAUUUCUACCUACUUUAUUUUUGACUAACUUUUUUUUUACAUGUAUAAAUCAUUAUUGUAACAUUUUGAAAUCUAAAUAAAGGUGUUAUA